UCUCAUCCCCUAGUUGCUCACCCACUUAGUAUCACGAACCCGCUCGAUCCAUAAUAUCCACGUUGUCGUGUCAAUACAGAAAAUCAAUAUAGUAUUUUCUUUGUCUUAAAAAAAAUAAUAGAAAAAAUAAAACCUUAGAAUAGGUAAAGUAUUAAAAUAAAGGAAGUAAAGAAGUAUCAAGAUAAGUUGUCGAAAGGUUUCGAGAAAGCCUCACUAGCAUGCCAGGCUCACCAGCUCUUAAAGGUUGUAAGAAGAAUGACAAGAAAGCAGAAAGUGAAGAUCUUGGAGUUUUAGGAAUCCCUACCACUCUUAGCAUUGGUCUUCGAUAUCGACCAGAGGAACUGUCCACUCUAGCAGCCAAGACACGCUUCACGCGUAAAGAAAUACAGAUGAUCUAUCGGGGAUUCAAACAGGAGUGUCCAACUGGCUAUCUUGAUGAGGAGGCUUUUAAAAUCAUCUUUUCUCAGUUUUUUCCCCAAGGUGAUGCUAGCCAAUACGCUCACUACGUAUUCAAUACUAUAAAACAUAAACAGACGGCUGGCAAGAUAAACUUUGAGGAAUUCUUGACAAUCUUAUCAAACAUUUCACGAGGCUCAAUGGACGAAAAGCUGCAAUGGGUGUUUGGACUUUACGACCUUGAUGGGGAUGGACUAAUUUGUAAAGAGGAAAUGGUAGAUGUUGUCGGUUCUAUCUAUGAGAUGCUGGGACGUUAUACGACGCCUCACAUUUCCGAGCCUCAUGUAGCAGCACAGGAGCAUGUCGAUCGCAUAUUUCACCUGAUAGAUUCAAACAAGGAUGGCUACGUAACAAUCGAUGAACUAGCCCAGUGGUGCUCCAAAGACGAGCACCUGAUGCGCAGUUUUGAAACACUAGACACUAUCUUGUAAGCAACUAGCAUCGACUUAACUAAAUCUUGCGUAAAAAUGUAUGUCUACUACAGUUAAGGAUGAUUCUUGUAUUGGAAACUAAAAAUCUCUCAUGAUUUUUGCAAACUACACAGAUCCAAGUCUCAGAAAAUAAAACAGGAAACACGGGACAAUAUCAAUGUAUCAUACUUUCUACGCUUAUUAGCGUCAUACGGCAAAACACACAAAUAAUAAAUUUAAAAAAAAUAACUAUAUCGUAGGAAUUUUUUUUAACAUUUAUUAUUAGUUUAAGUUUCAAACUUUAGAUAGUACGAAAUGCAGCUAUAUUCAAUAUGGAAUCAGUUGUACGUCCAUAUUAAAGAAGCGUUUCGUACUUUCGUAUACUGGUUUAAGCUUUUACAAGCCGUAAAAUUAAAAAAAAAAUAUUCACAAUAAAAUUAUCUCAUAGAUAUUGUUUGAAGUGUACGAAAGGUUAAUGCAGAUAUCGUUCUAUAAGGUGUAUUAUUUUUUUUUCACACGGCUACAUACGUCGUUUAAGUAACUUUACAAUUGAUGAUCACUUUAAGUAAUUUUGUGUUAAGACAAACGUCCUUAUAAGAUGUCAAAAAAACGAAAUUCGCCUGAUAAAGUAUUGUUUUCAAAACGUAAGAUUACUUUUAUGCAUGCACAUUCAUGAGAUGUUCAGAAUUACUUGGUGAUAAAAUAUCUUGACUUACUUGUUUCGUCAUGCAUGUCUUCUUAUAUAUUACAUGCAUCAAAAGAAGAUUUUUAAGGUUGCUGUGUUAUUGUAUAUUCGACUUGACCUACUGCGUUCCACAUGAAAUAAAAAUUUUUGAAUUAUUUUAUACCAACAUAACUAUAAUAAUAUAAUAAGUUAUAACUUAAGUCUACAGUUGUUUAUGUUACAGUUGUUAUUGUUCUAUUAUUACUGUACAGUAACGAUUGCACCUAAUUGUUAACGUUAUAAAUUAUAACAGGAAUUAAAGUUUCAAAUAGAACAAGUUAUCUUGCAUCGUAGACCAGCGGAAUUGGAGGAAUAAGGGCUAUUUUUAGACUUAAUUAUGCACAUGUUUGUACAUACCUAAUUUUGUUAGCUUGUAUGCAAGGAACGUCGUGCUGAAACUGAUUUCAAAUCAGAGGUUCGAAGAAUUGUUAAAUUUAUAAUAUAAUGUAAAAAAUCACAAUCAAUCGGUUUUCUUAUAAUUUACUUUAAACGUAUUGUAAAUACAACAACUGAACUUUAUUUAUCUUUUAGGUAUUAAUUAUUCUGAAAAUUUGAAACCUGUUAAUUCGAAUUUGGCUCAUAAUUUAAAGACAAAUUAGUGUCAAGAACUUCGGAAUUUCAACUUCUUUCAAAUUGGAGGAUAAAUGUUCUAUGUGACUGAAAAUUGAUGAAAAUAUAUAUUUUACUGUCCUAAAUGUA
Copidosoma floridanum is the source of this 2289-nucleotide messenger RNA. Its product is annotated as A-type potassium channel modulatory protein KCNIP1. NCBI's taxonomy places the organism in Eukaryota, Metazoa, Arthropoda, Insecta, Hymenoptera, Encyrtidae. Gene Ontology annotation, molecular function: calcium ion binding. The record is from RefSeq and is a predicted model, not a curated record.